Molecule: messenger RNA, 555 nt
Organism: Talaromyces marneffei
Lineage: Eukaryota; Fungi; Ascomycota; Eurotiomycetes; Eurotiales; Trichocomaceae
Exons: 3
Coding region: 1-555 (184 amino acids)
Source: RefSeq, a predicted model, not a curated record
AUGACGGAACCAAUAACCCCCAUCGAACAAUCCGCUCAACCGCCCACAGGGACAGACCCAUCACCACAAAACACACACCUUCCCCGAAUCACAAUCACAUACUGCACUCAAUGCAAAUGGAUGCUCCGCGCGGCAUAUUUCGCCCAAGAACUCCUCUCAACAUUCGGCACUACCCUAGGUGAAGUCUCGCUCCGACCAGCUACAGGCGGUCUAUUCACCGUCACCAUUGUGCCGAAUGCUAGUACAGAAGAGAUGUUACUCUGGGACCGGAAGAGGGAUGGUGGGUUUCCAGAAGUCAAACAACUCAAAGCCCUGGUUCGGAAUAUUGUCGAUCCAACCAGGAAUCUGGGGCAUGUUGAUAGGGCGUUAAAUAAAGCGAAUAAAGAUAAGGAAGAUGUUGCGAAAGCCGAGGGUAAGGAGGGUUCGAAGCCGGACAGCACCACUGAACAACAGCAACAGCAGGUUGUUAUUGAUGCUUCUGCUGCUGCGCAGACAAGUGAGAAGGAGGUAAAGACUCCUUCCAAAUCCCAAGAGGUAUGCGAAGAUUGUCAAUAG